Molecule: messenger RNA, 804 nt
Organism: Pneumocystis jirovecii RU7
Lineage: Eukaryota; Fungi; Ascomycota; Pneumocystomycetes; Pneumocystales; Pneumocystaceae
Exons: 3
Coding region: 1-804 (267 amino acids)
Source: RefSeq, a predicted model, not a curated record
AUGAAAAUUAGUCCUUUUUCUACUUUAGAAGAAAAUUUAGUUCAAAAAAAUCAGAAAAACGUAGUUGUUAAAGAUUAUGAAAAUUGUGAACCAAUGUAUAACAUUUUUCAAAAAAAUUGUGAUGAAAAUAUUCGCAAUUUAUACUUCAGAUUAAAAGAGCAAACGUCUAAUUCUCUAGAAAAAGCUAAUCAAGCAACAAGUACUUCGACUGCAGAAACUCUAGGAAAUAUUAAAUUAGAUGAAUGUGAAAAAGUUUUUAAAGAUUAUAAAAAACAUAAAAACGUAUUUCCUAAUCUCAGUGCAUAUUGUAGUAAGAACUAUAAAAAUGAAUGCGAUGAAGUAGUAAAAGGAAUAGAUAAAAUAUGCGAAAAUCUAAAAAGCACGUUUGAAAAGUUUGGACUUGAUUCUAGAAAAAGUAUUAUUACUACAUUAUGGGGUAGCAAAAGCAAUAUAACUAUACGUCAAUGCUCUGCAUUUACUCAACAAUGUUACUACUUUGUAGCUCUUUGUCCUAAUGAGGAUCUAUGCAAAAUGUUAGAUCUUUUUUGGCUUAAAGCACGAUAUAAAAUAUCUAACUUAAAUGUUAUAUGGAAAAAGUUCAGAGGGUUACCUUCCAAUAAUUUUACUAUUUUUAAUCCUAGGAACCGAAUGUCUAAUAACUCUUUCUUACUUAAACAUAUUCCAGAAGUAUGUGCUGAGUUAGGAGGAGCUAAUGAAAUGUUAUUUAGAUGGUGUUUAGAUGGCAUUUCUAACCCUAACAGCCUUUAUGAAAAAUUUUGGGAUGAUGUUUCAGCAAGACAAUGA